Molecule: messenger RNA, 972 nt
Organism: Sordaria macrospora k-hell
Lineage: Eukaryota; Fungi; Ascomycota; Sordariomycetes; Sordariales; Sordariaceae
Biological process (GO): mitochondrial L-ornithine transmembrane transport
Molecular function (GO): L-ornithine transmembrane transporter activity
Source: RefSeq, a predicted model, not a curated record
AUGGACGCCAACCUGAAAGAACACCCGCAACAAGCUCCGGUCCCUGCUACGGCGCCGGUAGCGGCCCAGAAAGCGGUUGCGAACUACAAGGGAUUCGUAGCCGGCGUGUUCUCGGGCAUCGCCAAGCUCACUGUCGGCCACCCCUUCGACACCAUCAAAGUCCGCCUCCAAACCACAGACAGCUCCCGCUUCUCCGGCCCGCUCCAAUGCGUCACCCAAACCAUCCGCAACGAAGGCAUUCUGGGCCUGUACAAGGGCGCCAGCCCUCCCUUGAUCGGCUGGAUGUUCAUGGACAGCGUCAUGCUCGGCUCUCUGACGGUCUACCGCCAGUUGCUGCGCGACAACCUCUUCAACCCGUCCUGGCACCCCUUGCACGACCCCUCCAGACCUUUACCUUCGCACGGCCACGGCCUGGCGGGAAUCCUGGCGGGCAUGACGGUCAGCUUCAUCGCGGCGCCGGUGGAGCACGUGAAGGCAAGGUUGCAGAUCCAGUACGCGGCGCGCAAGGAGGAGAGGAUGUACAAGGGCCCCAUUGACUGUUUGAAGAAGGUAUACACCCACCACGGCAUCAGGGGCGUGUAUCAUGGCUUGGGCGCGACCAUGUUGUUCCGCAGCUUCUUCUUUUUUUGGUGGGGCACGUAUGAUGUGUUUAGCAGGUGGAUGAAGGAUCACACCAAAAUGAGCACGCCGGCCGUCAACUUCUGGGCGGGCGGGUUGAGCGCGCAGGUAUUUUGGCUGACCAGCUACCCGAGCGAUGUCGUCAAGCAGCGGAUCAUGACGGAUAACCUGGGAGGAGGGAUAGGUGAUGGCGUCAGGAGGUUCCCGAGGUGGAGGGACGCCGCGGCCGCGGUUUACAAGGAGAAUGGCGUGAAGGGAUACUGGCGCGGGUUCUUGCCUUGCUUCUUGAGGGCGUUCCCGGCGAAUGCGAUGGCACUGUUGGUGUUUGAGGGCGUUAUGAGGUCCUUGCCUUAG